Molecule: messenger RNA, 4380 nt
Organism: Ylistrum balloti
Lineage: Eukaryota; Metazoa; Mollusca; Bivalvia; Pectinida; Pectinidae
Biological process (GO): signal transduction
Molecular function (GO): protein binding
Source: RefSeq, a predicted model, not a curated record
AUGGAACUUGAAGCAGUAUUCAAAAAGUUUGAUUAUGUUCAUGGUACAGAAGAUACUAAGAAUGAUUUACAAGAGAUACUUGUGGACAAACGUGGAGAUUUUGAAGAUUUGAAAAAUCUUCAAAGAUGUAUGUCUGUCCUACAAGAGAAAAUCUGUGUGAAAGGAUUUCCUGUAAAGGGAUCUCCAGGCUGUGAAAUGGCUUCUGACUCCGUCGAAGUCAUCAAAUAUGUAGUUGACGAUUGUGUAGACAAUGACAGAGCAACCAAAGAAGAAUGUCAACAGCUGUUGUUUGAUUUCCUGUUGGCUUGUUUACGUACAGGACCUGGCUCCACACACACAGUUAUCAUACCGGAUGUUAUGGAUAUCCAAGGCAUGGAGGGCUUUUUAGAAGCAUUGAAAGGGAAGGAGUUAACAAAGUUAAUCUCAGCUCUGAAGGAAUUCACACACACAUCAGAGGAACCAGCAUUGUCUCUAUCAGACCAGUGCACUGCUUGGGAUAACUGCAUAUGUAGAGUUUUAGAUGCCAUGAGUGAAAGUAAAAAUAUUCAUGAAGCUGACUUUCAGGAACAGAUACUGGACCUAUACAUAUUCUACUUCCUCAAGAUGUUGGACAUGCCUGUUGAAUAUGUCUCACCCCUACACAAUGUAAUGAGGAAAAUUGAGUCAUUCUAUCGAGAGAGCUCUGACAGGAAUCCAUAUAUGAAUCUAAAGAAUAAAGAAAUUAUACGCAAACACAUGGUGCAAAUACAAGAUGUCAUUGGCGAUGAAAGAUAUGGCAGGAAUGAGACACAAGUAGAACAAGCACAACAGACGAUUGAGUACAUACUUAACAGUAUUAGUAAAAAUCCAAAGAAUUCUGAACAUAUUUGGGAAAGUGUUCUAAAUUUUAUGAAGACUUUGGCCUUUGCAAAGAAAUGUGCUGAAUUUCCUCAGACAAUGAAGCCGUUCAGGUAUUUUUUUGAUGAAAUGCCUGACAACACUUUAAAGGAACAUCCCCAACUUGUUGACAAAUGGGCGCCAGUGUUUGGAGAGACACUUUUAAAGGCUCCGUUAGUGAAAGCUUUAGAGACCUGGGUCUAUCGGAUGGUGGACACAGUACGGGACAUGUGUACAGUGAAGAAGGAAUCCAACGUGUUGUGGUUCCCAAUACUGAAAGGCCUCUUCAGAUGUGGACAAAAGGAUGGUGCAAAUUCAGCAAACAGAAUCUUAGGGGAAGAGAAAUUCAAGAAAAUUUUUACGUGGAAAAGCAAUUACAAGGAAGCAUCGGAAAUGAUAGAAAUAAUCGGCAAGGUAGACUUCCCAACCUCUGGAGACAGAGAUGACACUGGACUCUUGCAUGAAUAUGGAGAUGGCGUCAAAAAGCUUUUAGAACAGCUGAAAAUGGUUAAAGUUGCAGACAAAGUUAUGGGAAGUGUAGCAACUUUUAUCAUUUCAAUGAUGGAAAAACGUUCAGAAGAACUCAACGAAUUCACAGAGCGAUUUGCGGAUCAACUUUCAUUAGAGAACAACCUUGAAAUAAUUCCUGACCUUAUCAAAAGAUUUUCCGUGCUGUAUUUGGAUCCAGACUAUCCGUGGGACAGUAUUGAUUCCAGAAGCUGUGGUCAGGCCAUACUAGAUGGUGUUAUCUCAGCCUACAGCUCAGGAAGUGACAUGCCUGAUGAUGUGAAUGACACUCUGGUGAAGAUAAUUCUGUAUGCCAUGGAAACAGAUGGUCUUGAGUACAUGGAAGUAGUACAUGGUUCUAUCACCAUCUAUGGCCUUGCUGCAUCAGCCCAUUUGUUAAUGUUUGUGAGCAAACAUAUCACCUGUGACAAUUACGCAAGGGCCUUGGUACCACUGAUGCCCGCUGUCAUAAAACAGUUAGACCAUGAUGAGGACGAUCUUCAGGAAGCUGCUCGCGAUGUCAUGGUGUUGGCUAGUAACCAAACACCUGAUGUGAUCAGCUCCCAUUUGAAACCUUUGAUAGAAUGGUAUAAGAAUGAACAUUCUGUUGAAGCUCUGAAUGCUAUUUCAAAACCAUACAAAGCUGGUGAUGGUAUCUCUCAGGAAGAUUUUGAAGUCUUCAUGAAAGCUCUUGAUGAAGACCCAAAUUAUGCGGUAGUUGGACCCUUACAGUCUGUUUUAUUGAUGGAUUUGGGUGAGAAACAACCAGAGUAUUUUACACAGAAACAUGUUGAUAUGUUGUUCAGUGAGAAACUUAUGGAUAAUAUGCACAACCAGUACAGAAUUUUGCUGGCAUUGUGUUCGGUCAUUUCUAAGCAGCCACAACUGUUUGGACAGAAUGUCGUCGACCGUGUCCUAAAGAAUCCAAAAUUGGAGCUGACCUAUACAAUGGCUAUAAAAACUAUUGGAAUCACUUUGGUAUCUCAUCACAAGGAGUUCUUUGAUACAGUUUUGAAAGAGUUUGUGAACCUAUCUAAAAGGUGUGACAAUCCCACUUACCAAGUAGCAUUGAUUGAUGGUAUUCACACCUUAGGUACUGAGCAUGGUACCGAGCGUCUAAAUCCAUACCGACCUUAUAUUGAAGAAUUGCAGAAGGAUGGGGCUACGGCUGGAGUCAAACAAAUGGCUACAGCUAUUUUAAAUGCAAUGGAUGGUAUAAGUGUUGAAGGAAUAGUGGAGGAUGUAAAACAACAGAAGGGAGACAUCAAUGUGCUCAACACCAAGGUCACAGAAAAUACAGAAAAAGUUAACGUGGUGGAUAAAAAAGUGGAUAAUCAAGGAAAAGAAAUUGCAACGGUCAAAACUGGACUCCAAGCUACCAAUAAGCGUGUGGAUAACGUGGAAAAAGAUUUGGAUGAAACAAAGAUUAAGGUUGAAGAGGUUGAUAAUAAGACCAUGACCAAUGCCCCAAAAUGGUCAAGAGAUCUGACCAAGCUGAUGAAUCCAACAACAGAACAUGACUGGAGACUCCUGGCCCAGAGGUUAGGGUACACACCACAGGACAUCAAGGGCUGGGCGACCCAGCAUGAUCCCUGUAUGGGCCUCCUUAGUGAGUGGUACGCCACCCACAAGACAAUAGAGGCUACCCAUGCUGUACUGACAGCUCUACAGGAGAUGAACAGGAUGGAUGCUGCUGCCAUUGUGGAGAAUGCCAUGAAGGCUGUGGAGGGCGUUGUUGAAGAAGAGGUGGACUAUGCCACACCGCCACCUAUAUUCCUAAGUUACCAAUGGGGUCAUCAGAAUGAGGUCAAGUUAUUACGCAACCAUCUACAAAUGGCCGGGUAUGAGUGCUGGAUGGACAUCGGACAAAUGGGAGGUGGAGACAAACUGUUUGAAAAGAUUGACAACGGAAUUCGUGGUGCAAAAAUCAUCAUCUGUUGUGUGUCUGAAAAGUAUUCUAAGUCUCCCAACUGCAACAGAGAGGUGAACCUAUCCACAAACCUUGGGAAACCCAUGAUUCCCCUCCUGAUGGAGAAAAUGAGCUGGCCCCCGAAGGGCUCGAUGGGACCAAUCUUCAGCGAGUACCUGUUUGUGAGAUUCUUUCAACGUGGAGGGGAGGAGACUAAAGACCAACGGUACUGGCCAGUUCCCAAGUUCCAGGAACUGCUGAUGCAACUUAACAUGUAUCAAGCCUUGCCUGAUGAAUCUCUCAUAACCAAAGAGUACAAGAACUGGUGGAUGCCAGUGGCAGAAGAAAUUGUCAUUACCAAAAAGAAAGGAGGGGACAAAGGUCAAAGUUCAUCUGGGAAAGAGAUUUCUUUGAAGGAGGAAGAAGACUCCCCGGAUGUGUUCCUGUCAUACCAGUGGGGCAAACAGAACCAGAUCAAGCAGUUGUAUAGAAGGUUGAACGAGCUUGGAUACAGCUGCUGGAUGGAUAUUUACCAGAUGGGAGGUGGGGAUUCACUCUACGAUAAAAUUGACAGGGGUGUUCGUGGCUGCAAGGUUGUCCUGAGCUGUGUUACCACCAAGUAUGCCUUAUCAGCAAAUUGCCGAAGGGAAGUGAGCCUGGCAGAUUCUCUCAAGAAGCCAAUGGUUCCCCUCCUUCUGGAGAAGAUAGACUGGCCCCCUGCUGGACCCAUGAGUAUGGUCUUCACACAGCUUCUCUUCAUCAAUUUUUACCGUGAUGAAAAAGUGCAAAUGUCUUGGGAUGGAAGCAAAUUUGAUGAACUUCAUGGGAAGAUACAAGAGUAUGUUAGCCCAGUUACCAAUACUGGUAGUCAGACUGCAGUCAAAGGUCCAGAUUCAUCACCAAAAAUAUCAGAAAAUGUCGAAAAGAAAGUGAAGGAUGAAGACUCCCCUUCAACAACCACCAAAUCAUCAGAAAACAAAGGUCCAAAGGUAACUUCGCCUGAAGAGCCAAAAACUACAGCAGCAAAAGUAGAAACAAAACCUGCUGAUAAAACAAAUAAAAAGUCCUCAUCUUGCUCAAUACUUUAA